This is a messenger RNA of Aspergillus niger, 522 nucleotides long. RefSeq lists its product as hypothetical. The transcript is spliced from 5 exons. The record is from RefSeq and is a predicted model, not a curated record. The coding region runs from base 1 to 522 and encodes 173 amino acids. Lineage: Eukaryota; Fungi; Ascomycota; Eurotiomycetes; Eurotiales; Aspergillaceae.
AUGUCUUCCAUGGUUGAGCUAGCUUCUCUCAGCUUAGAUCGAUGGUUGCAAGCGGAGCUGCUCAUCGGCAUGCCGUCCGCAUCGUAUAUUACCGAGGCUUUGUGCGCAACAACGCAUACGAUGCAAGUGAGCGAGAAACACACAACUCCGGCUCCGCCCAGCGUGCGGCAUACUAAUAGGACUUGCCCAUCACCUGUUGCAGUGACCAAUAGCAUUGGCCACUGGUUCAGCGGGUCUUUCAUGAGCGAGGUCACCGGAGCUUGGUCAACUUCCAGACAUGUGCUUGAUGGGAUCAUCGCAUUAGUGGCCGCUCUCGUAAGUGACAUGCAUAAUCGCGAUGGGCUAAACGCUGGAGUGGUGUACCAAACUUGGCCUGUUUGGGAGUCUUUAUUGGUCACUUCCUAUGCGGGUAUCUCUAAUUGGCACAUCAGGGAAAAAGCAACUGGAUGUGAUUUGAAGGCAUCGAAAGACGCGGACGUUGAAACUGACAGAUACGGAGAUCCGCGUGGGAAUAUCUCGUGA